Molecule: messenger RNA, 5158 nt
Organism: Candoia aspera
Lineage: Eukaryota; Metazoa; Chordata; Lepidosauria; Squamata; Candoiidae
Gene: ADCY10
Product: adenylate cyclase 10
Exons: 33
Coding region: 1-5106 (1701 amino acids)
Biological process (GO): cyclic nucleotide biosynthetic process; intracellular signal transduction
Cellular component (GO): cytoplasm
Molecular function (GO): protein binding; adenylate cyclase activity
Source: RefSeq, a predicted model, not a curated record
AUGCCUAAUGAGAAGAAUCAGAUUGAGAUUUCAGUCCUUGGUAAAUUAGCUGCUCAUGUCCCUGAUAUCAUUGUGUAUGGAGAUUUCUCUCAGGAAGUGCCUUUCAUCGAAAGCUUUGAUGGUGUUCUGCUCUUUGUGGACAUAUCAGGUUUCACAGCUCUGACAGAAAAGUUUAGCAUGAAUACCAGCUUGGAUCAUGGUGCUGAUGAAUUAACACAGACCCUUAAUCACUACGUGGGUGACAUUGUUGAGGCAGCUACCCCAAGCCCCACCACUCUCAUGCCUUGCUGUACCAGCCUCUCGUGCACCCUCAUGCACCCUCAUGCACCUGGCACCAGCCACUCAUCUGCCUGGCAGCCUGCUUGUGAUGCACUGUUGGCACUCUGGAAGGUGGAGCGUUGCCAUUUAAAUGACAUUAUCACUCUGGCAUUGAAGUGUAGCUUCAGCAUCCAACAAGAAUAUGGUGUUCGUGAUACUGAAGUGGGACUUGAGCUACGAGUAAAGAUAGGACUCUCUGCAGGUCACAUCUCAAAAGUUAUCAUUGGUGACAACAGGCGACAGCACUUUGUGGUCAUUGGCCGGGCAGUGGAUGAAGUACGAUUGGCCCAAAACUUAGCCAAAGCAAGUGAAAUUAUCCUGUCCCCCAACUGCUGGGAACUCUGUGACCGGAACUUAAUUGAGGUAGAGAGAAUUAAAAAUGAACGAGCUGUCAAGGUUAGAUACAUCCGGAACGUCCCUGCCUGUAAUUCCGAUGAGUUCUUUGACAGAUGUGCACAGUACCUGCGUCAAAAUCACAUUUGUGAGAAUUUUGAGAUUUUGAGAGCAGCCUCUGUGUUGGCUCCAGAUGAGGCACUUGAAAAACGCUUGCGGAAAUAUGUGAUGAGGAAUAUCCUGAGGAAGAUUGAUGAUAACCAGCCACUAGAUUAUUUGUCAGAGCUACGUCCUGUUACCAUUGUUUUUGUGAAUAUGCAGUUUGAAGAAAAUGCCAAUACGAACCAUGUGUGUAAGACUAUCCAAGAUGCCAACACUAUGAUCGCUGGAACAAUAGUACCCCGCAGUGGCAAGAUUAAUAAGGUCUUCAUGUUUGACAAAGGCUGCACUUUUCUUUGCAUCUUUGGUCUUCCUGGAGAUAAACAGGCCGAUGAAAGCACAAAUGCUCUCGAGAGUGCACAUAAAAUUCAUACUUUUUGUUCCACAGCACUCAUGAAAAUAAAGAUUGUCUCUGUUGGGGUUACCGGUGGGCCGGUUUUCUGUGGAGUCGUUGGUCAUCAUGUGAGGCAUGAAUAUACAGUGAUUGGACGGAAAGUUAACCUUGCUGCACGGAUAAUGAUGUUUUAUCCAGGAUUAGUAAGCUGUGAUGCACUCACUUAUUCCAAAUCCAAACUGCCAUCCUACUUCUUUGAAGAGCUCCCAGUAGUUGAGAUGAAAGGUGUUGUGAAUCCUGGGACAAUCUAUCAAUUUCUUGGUAUUACGGAGAAAACAAUGAUUUACAAAGCAUAUUUAACCAAGGAGAGAUCUGAACAUUACCCUUUACUAGGUCGCAAGAAGGAGACCGACAUCUUUGAAAACUUACUGGACAAAUUUAAAGAAUCUAAAUUAAGCCAUGUUAUAAUAUAUGAAGGUCUCAUGGGAUAUGGAAAAAGCCAACUAAUAGCUGAAAUUGCCUUUUUGGGACAGGCUCCUGGCCAAAAGGUUGUGGCAAUGGAGCUGACAAAGAUGAAUGUGUGGCAGCACUUCUUUGCUGUCCGGACACUGAUGGCUAUGUUCUUGGGGGUUGAUGUCUGUAAAACCUACGAUGCAAGACAGUACACCCUUCUGAGCAGAUUGCGUGGAGUUAUAGAAGAACAAUAUCUGUGCCUUUUCAACAACCUUUUUCAUGUUAAGUUUUCUACAUCAGAAGUGGUUUCCCAGAUGGACAAUGACAGAAAGAAUAAGGAGAUUGAAAUAAUGCUUUUAAAAAUUCUAGUUAAUGCAGCAGAAAAGGAAGCCCUCAUUUUUGCAAUUGAUGAAGCUCAGUUUAUUGAUAAAGCCUCUUGGGAUUUCCUGGAUAAUUUGCUUAAGCAGGUUCCAGUCUUUGUUGUCUUGGCUUUGUCUCCUAUCAACCGCAAGGGACGACUGCUUUGUUCCAGUGCAAACCAAAUCCUGAACAGUCCAAACACAACUUUUUUUCAGCUAAGGGAGUUAGCUCCUUCAGUAAUUAUUCAGAAAGCCUGCCAAGACCUUGGAGUGGUCAGUAUCGCCAGGGAGCUUGAAACAUUUUUAAUACAAAGAAGUCAUGGAAACCCAUUAUACUGUGAAGAACUUCUCCGAAACCUCCACUUAAACCGUGUACUUCAGUUCCACGUGCUGGAGGAGGAUGAAGAGAAAGAGGAUGAGUGGGACAGCCUUUUCACCACUACUGUUCUCAAGACUCAGACAUCCAAAAACUUUGAGGAAGAGACUGAAUCGUACAUUUGCACAGUCAGGCAAAAUGUGAAGCUUACCGCCAUCAUGCUCCCCCCAACGUUAAAAGGAAUUGCUCUGGCUGAGUUGGACAAUAUGAAUCCUUCAGAGCAGAUGGUGGUGAAAUGUGCAGCUGUCAUUGGUGUAACAUUCACUACAGACAUGCUGCUUUAUAUCCUCCCGGAAUGGACAAAAAGGAAGAUGUACCAGACUCUGGCAGCACUGGUGGAAUCCCAUAUCUUUAAGUGUUCUAGUGAAAGAAAAGAAAUGUAUGUUACCCAGAAAACAUUAUCCAAAGAGCUCAGCAACAGCAAUACUGCAUUGAAAGCAGUGGGGCAAGAAGCAGAUCUUGGAUCAGUUAUUUCCAAUAGGCUCAAGCAAGAGGAGAAUGUGAUGAAUUGCCAAAUCAUGGAGUUCUGCACACCGCUGUUGCAAGAAGCAGCCUAUGAGCUAUGGCUUAAGAACCAGAAAAAAGCCUUGCAUCACAAAUGUGCCGGUUACCUGAACUGGCUAGCUCACCGAUGCAAGUGUUGUGGGGAAGGAGAUUUCAUUCCUUAUCACCGGUAUGCAGUAGAUGGCAUGCUUCAAACAUUAGAUACACAGGAAAAUAAUGUUAAGAACAUCAAGGAGAAUGCAUUGAAUGAGGCUGCCAUGAUCCUUGUUUCUGAAACACUGAAAAAAUUGGAAGCAUCCUACCAGGAAGAGCAGGUGGUAUUCCUGUGGGCUGGGUCGACGAGCUUCAGUUCAGAAUUUGAAUCAGAAGAAGCAGAAGUAGUGGACAUUUACUGGAAAGCUCAUGAUUUUGCCAUUUCAGAUCUCAAGAGGGCCUUUAGGGAGUUUUUGGAAAUUCUUUCUUCUUCCCUUUUUGCUAGAGCUGAAGAUACAGAACUGGGAUUUCUAAAAAGAAUGGAUGAGAUGAUUUUGCUUACUGCAAUGGGCAAGAAAAGGAUCAAGACCCUGGGCUCACAGGACUGUAAAUGCAAAGAGAUUGUGGAGUCUGUCAUGGUGCCUUUAUCUCAGCACUACCUGGCUCUGGGGGAUUACACUCGAGCUUUUUAUUGCCUGUUGGAAUCUGCAUCUGCUUAUGUAAACCUCUCCAACAACUACAUAGCCUUUACAUAUCUGAAUACAGCAGAGAGCCUCUUCAGAUCUUUGGAAUACAAGCAUAAAGUCAUUAGUCAAUUUGAGGAGUCCAUUUUGUACAGCCUGAAGGGAGAGGUCUGUUACAAUAUGGGUCAAAUUACUUCAGCAAAAAAACUGAUGAAGAAGGCUUUGAGCUUACUGAAGAAAAGCUUCCCAAUAACUGUUGUAGGAGCCUUUUUUAUGUCUAUGGUGGAAACCUCCAAACAUUUGUCUCAUCAGAAAAAACCAACUUUAUGGCAAAUACCCAGCGGCAGGGAGAAGAGACUAGCAGUUCUGUUCCAGCAAGGUCAUUGCCUUUCCCUGCUGUGGCAGAUCUUCAACCUGGAUGUUGCCAGAAGCAGCAAGAAGUUCUCCCGUCUGGCAGCCCUCAUGCAGGUGAACUGUGCAGAGGAGUCUCAAGAUGAAUCUCAGAUAAUCUCCUCCUACAUGGAUUUCUCCCUCUGCUGUCAAAUGAUGGGUUGCCAACAUGAAUGGAUGAAAUAUGAGUUAAUGGCCAUCGAACGUAGUUCUCAUCUUCAAAUUGUUGGAGAAGGGUUACUGACAAUUGCUAAGCUGGCAUUAUCAUUGGCUUACAUGAAGCUUUGCUUGGGUAACAUGCCCUUAGCCAUCCAGCUGGGUUAUCGGGCACAUGAGCUAUGUGAGCAGCUGAAGAAACCUAACCUUGACAGUACUGUUCUCUAUGACCUUUAUAAAGCUCUUUUUCUCAGCACCAGAUAUCAGGAUUCUGUGCAAGUGUUGAGUUGGCUAGAAGAACUCACCAUUCGAGAUGACAACGUCAUUGGGCAGGCCCUCUUCAUUUCGGCCUGUCUGAACAUUAUACUUUAUGCUGGAUUUUCUUUUAAGCCAUUUAAGUACUGCCAUGAUUUUAUCCUCGCUAAUGAAACAAACAGCAUCCUUGUGUCUCAAAACAACAUUAUGUUGGGCCUGUAUUCUUCUCUGGCAAUUUGGUUUGCCAGACUUCAACACUGGGAUAAAUUCAUUGUACCAUUUGAAAAAGCAAGGCGGUUGGUGAGGAGAACAUCCGCUUCACUCUGUGCUAACCAUGGAUUCUGUAAGUUGGUGGAGUGUGAGGCUCUGUUGUUAAGAAAAUAUAUUGAACAGAGGCCUGACAAAGUCCGUGAGAUGCAUAACAGGAUAAUAAAGAAUUUGGAUCAGAUAAUGACUCGGUGUUCCACAAGCCCUGUGUACUAUUCCAGGGUUUACCACCUGAAGGCCUAUGUCCAGCUGAUGCUUGGAAAUGAUGAACUCAGCCAAAGCUUUCUUGAGAAGGCAUUCCAAAGUAGUGAUAUAUAUGGGAAUCAUUUGGAGAAAUCCUGGCUAGAGAUUAGCAAGGAGUGGUGGUUCACUGGAAGAAACCCCAUGGAAGAUUUUUGGUUAAAGACAGUUCCACAUUUCCCUGUAUGGAAAGUAGACAUGACAGCCCAAGAGAUGGAAGCUUUCCAUAAAAACAGGUAUCUGCUGAAGUUGCCUGAACUGGAUAUAAACAAUCCAUUCCCAGAAAGUACCAUAGAAAAACAAUAGUGAACUGUCCAAUUGCCAGGAAAUCUCUGAAAUAAAUUUUGGUGCAUUUGUU